Messenger RNA from Cannabis sativa, 567 nucleotides. RefSeq lists its product as uncharacterized. The coding region runs from base 1 to 567 and encodes 188 amino acids. The transcript is spliced from 2 exons. The record is from RefSeq and is a predicted model, not a curated record. Gene Ontology annotation, biological process: proteolysis. Gene Ontology annotation, molecular function: aspartic-type endopeptidase activity; zinc ion binding; nucleic acid binding. Lineage: Eukaryota; Viridiplantae; Streptophyta; Magnoliopsida; Rosales; Cannabaceae.
AUGUCAGGGGUAAAGGCAACCACGUAUGUUGAGGUACUGGAAAAAGUUUUAGAAGUUGAGUUGUGUGAAAGUCAUAUACAGAAAGACAAUACGGCUAGGUGGGAGGCCAGAACGGCCAGUAAUGGAGGCAAGACUUGUUACAAGUGUGGGCAACCGGGAAACUAUAAGAAGGACUGUCCGCAAAAGGGUGAUCAACUCAAGGAUGACAAACUUGUCCCAGCUCGAGUAUUUGCACUAGCUAGAGGGGAGGCUGAGACUAGUAACACUGUAGUUGUAGGUCAGAUUUCUAUCUCUGGGAAACUAUGUACUGUUUUAUUUGAUUCUGGAGCUACGCACUCAUUUAUUGCUUCAAAGAUGAUAGAUAAGUUAGAACUACUGUAUGUAAACUUUAGUUAUAAGUUCAUGAUGGAGUUGCCCUCGGGCGAGGUUAUGAUAUCAUCUAGAGGAGUGCGGGAUGCGCUAAUAAGGAUUGCAGACAAGGAACUUAGUGGAGAUCUGAUAGAGCUGGAGAUGGGGAUUACGAUCUUAUCUUGGGUAUGGAUUGGCUAUCACGACAUGGAGCAAUAA